Plutella xylostella (diamondback moth) is the source of this 945-nucleotide messenger RNA. RefSeq lists its product as uncharacterized. Lineage: Eukaryota; Metazoa; Arthropoda; Insecta; Lepidoptera; Plutellidae. The record is from RefSeq and is a predicted model, not a curated record. Gene Ontology annotation, cellular component: extracellular matrix.
CUAUAUAUUGAGCUAAUCUUUAUGUUAAUUAUCAGUUCACAAUUGAGACUCCAAAGAGUAACAUCAAAAUGUUCUCCAAAAUUUUGAUCCUAGCGCUGGCGGUGACAGCUUCAGUAGCUGAGGAGCAUGGCCACAACCAUGGUCAUGGCUACAGUGUGGAGGCGCUGGUGAACCACGAGGCUCCCUCGCAGGAGUACACCUACGCGUCGGCGCCGCAGUACCACCAGCAGUCGGGACAGGAGGCCAGCCACGAGCAGUACCAGCACUACCAGUCUCACGAGGAGAAGGAGCCGGCGCCGGUCUACCAAUACGUGCCAGCCUAUGAAGAGCCGCAACAGCAUUACCAAGUUCAGGAGCAGCCGCAACAACACGCGGCCAUCCAGAGCGCUCACGAGAAUGGUCAUUACGCUGCUCAGCAACACGAGCCAGCUCACCAGGAGUACGCCCAUCCCGCUCCCUCCCACGCCGCCGCUCACGCUCCGUCUCACGCCAACUCUCACGCCACCACGAGCCAGCACUUCAACCUGCAUCAGGUCCCCGCCCACCAGCAGGCCGAGCACGGACACCACGACGACGAACACCACGUCGACUAUUACGCAUACCCUAAGUACCAGUACGAGUACAAAGUGGAGGACCCGCACACCGGGGACAACAAGUUCCAGCAGGAGAGCCGCGACGGAGACGUGGUGAAGGGGGUCUACUCCCUGCACGAGGCUGACGGCUCCAUCAGGACUGUGGAGUACACUUCAGACAAACAUAAUGGUUUCAAUGCCGUAGUGAAGCAUUCGGGCCCGAGCCACUCUGUUCACAUCGAAAGCCAUCAUAAUAACUAGAAAAUAUCAGUAGAUGUUAAUAGUUAAUAGACUGAAUGUGAUAUGUAGAAUAGAAAACGUUGUUACUAUAUUUAUAAUAAACGCAGUAUUACAUUAGCUUGCUACUGUAUAA